UAGAUAGAUAGAUAGAUAGAUAGAUAGCUGCAGGAACAGCAUGGAAGCUUGAGGAAGACUUCCAGUCACAUUCUGCCAAUGUGUGUUCCUACCGAUAUCCCUAUUCUCUCAUGAAGAUCAAUUUUAGCAGGUAUCUAAUAGAUGGAAUUUGUUACAAUAUUAGUCAGGUUAUGGGUAAUUCGAUACUGCUUGGAGCUUAAAAAUUGCUUUGGCUCCUAUAUCAAGCUCCCCACAGCAAGGCACAUUAUAGCACUACGCAAAUCAUUGUCCACAGGUUUGUCCCUUCGCAAUUCAAUUGAUACAUGCAACUGUGCCAAACACAAUGUGUGGAGGAAGACACAAAAUGCUGGAGUAACUCUGGAGAGAAGGAAUGUGUGACGUUUCGGGUUGAGACCCUUCAGACUGAUGUCGGGAGUGGGCAGUACAGAGAUAAAAUGUAGCCAGAGACAGUAAGACUGGUCGGAGGACUGGAAAGGGGGAGGGGAUGGAGAGAGAAGGAAAGCAAGGGCUAAUUGAAGUGAGAGAGGUCAAUGUUCAUACCGCAGGGUGUAAGCUACCCAAGCGAAAUUUGAUGUGCUGUUCCUCUAAUUGGCGUUGGGCCUCACUGACAUUGGAGGAGGUCCAGGACAGAAAGGUCAGUGUGGGAAUGGGUUGUGGAGUUAAAAGUGUUUAGCAACUAGGUAGGUUUAGGCGGACUGAGUGGAGGUGUUCAGCAAAACGAUCACCGAGCCUGGUCUUGGUCUUGCCAAGUGCUGGAGGAACUCAGCGGGUCAAGCAGCAUAUGCGAAGGGAAAUGUACAGACGUCGUUUCGGGUCGGGAACUUUCUUCAGAUUUCAAAAUUCCAGCAUCUGCUGUAACUUGUUCCUCCAUAAAACUGUGGCAACUGGGGCGAUGGGAUAAUGAUCGUGGUGACUCAUUUUAUAUCUGCAUGUGAAUACUAUUUCCAGUUGGUAUGUGGACCAGGGUGCUUCAGAUGGGAUUUGUUUAAAUUGGCAUCAUGUUCGGCAUCGUGGGUCGAAGGGCUUGUUUUUAUGUUGUCCUGUUCUGUGUUCUGCGUUCUAAAAAGGUAGAGAUAAGAUUUGUGUUUGUCUCCAUGUAUAUUUGUGUGGCCAGAGACUCUUAAUGUGUGUGACUGUGUGUGUGUGUGUGUGUGUGUGUGUGUGUGUGUGUGUGUGUGUGUGUGUGUGUGUGUGUGUGUGUGUGUGUGUGUGUGUGUGUGUGUGUGUGUGUGUGUGUGUGUGUGUGUGUGUGUGUGUGUGUGUGUGUGUGCGCCCAUGUACCUAAAACAAAGCCUGAUUCCUAAUCAUCUUCGAUCUGUUUGCCAUUGGAUUAAUCAUUCGUUCUGUUAAGCAGUCGCGGCACUUGGUAGGCAGACCAUUUUUUCCCAACCCAACUGACCCCCAUCACCAAAUUCAAUCACGACGCACAGGCAUCUACCACUCCCUGGAACUGGAGUACAGAAGGAUCAUCCUCCAACUCGAGGGACAACAUAGGAAGAAGAACAAAUGAUCUAUUGGUCCCUCUGACUGUCCUUCAGUCGCAGUGGACAUGGGAUAGAAUAGUAUUUACAGUGCCCUUCAUAAUGUUUGGGACAUUUUUAUACACUUUGGUUUCACCAUGUAGAAAAUACUGCAGUGUUUAUACAUAGUCCCCCCAUUUCAGGGCACCAUAAUGUUUGGGACACAGCAUGUCAUGUAAAUGAAAGUAGUCGUGUUUAGUAUUUUGUUGCAUAUCCUUUGCAUGCAAUGAUAGCUUGAAGUCUGCGAUUCAUGGACAUCACCAGUUGCUGGGUGUCUUCUCUGGUGAUGCUCUGCCAGGCCUGUAUUGCAGCCAUCUUUAGCAUGCUCGUUUUGGCAGCUAGUCCCCUUCAGUUUUCUCUUCAACAUAUAAAAGGCAUGCUCAAUUGGGUUCAGAUCAGGUGAUUGACUUGGUCACUCAAGAAUUGACCAUUUUUAAGCUUUGAAAAACUCCUUUGGUGCUUUAACAGUAUGUUUGGGAUCAUUGUCUUGCUGUAGAAUAAAUUACCGGCCAAUGAGUUUUGAAGCAUUUGUUUGAACUUGAGCAGAUAGGAUGUGUUUAUACACUUCAGAAUUCAUUAUGCUACUACCAUCAGCAGUUGUGUCAUCAAUGAAGAUAAGUGAGCCAGUACCUUCAGCAGCCAUACAUGCCCAGGCCAUAACACCCCCACCACCGUGUUUCACUGAUUAAGUAGUAUGCUUUGGAUCUUGGGCAGUUCGCUCUCUCCUCCAUACUUUGCUCUUGCCAUCACUCUGAUAUAAGUUAAUCUUUGUCUCAUCUGUUCACAAGACAUUUUUCCAGAACUGUCGUUGCUCUUUUAAGUACUUCUUGGCAAACUGCAACCUGGCCAUCCUAUUUUUGCGACUAACCAGUGGUUUGCAUCUUGCAGUGUAGCCUCUGUAUUUCUGUUCAUGAAGUCUUCUGUGGACAGUGGUCAUUGACAUAUCCAUACCUGACUCCUGAAGAGUGUUUCUGAUCUGUCGGACAGGCGUUUGGGGAUUUUUCUUUAUUAUAGAGAGAAUUCUUCUGUCAUCAGCUGUGGAGGUCUUCCUUGGCCUGCCAGUCCAUUUGUGAUUAGUAAGCUCACCAGUGUUCUCUUUCUUCUUAAUGAUUUUCCAAAUAGUUCAUAUUUUGGUAAGCCUAAGGUUUGGCUGAUGUCUCUAACAGUUUUAUUCUUGUUUUCCAGUCUCAUAAUGGCUUCUUUGACUUUCAUUGGCACAACUUUGGUCCUCAUGUUGAUAAACAGCAAUAAAAGUUUUCAAAGGUGAUGGAAAGACUGGAUGAAAGACUAGGUGCUGAGAGCUAUCUUAUACCUACAUUAAGGAGGCAAUUAAAUACAGCUGUAAUUUCUACAUGGUGAAACCAAAAUGUAUAAAAAUGGCCUCUAUUGUCGAUGUGCACUUUAACCACAUGAUUUUUUUCUAUUACAAAUCUCAAAUAGUGGAGCACAGAGGGAUAUAAAUAAAUUAUGCAUCUUUGUCCCAAACAUUAUGGAGGGCAUUGUAUAUGGGUGGCGGUGAGACAUGGAAAGGCGGGAUGAAGAGGAUGAAGAAGUGGAAGAUUGAGAUUGCCUGAAGUGAGGACACUGAGAAUAAUCCUUGUUCGAGACGUACAGUGGCCCUAUUCCCGAACUCUACCUCUGCUACAUCGACGACUGAAUUGGUGCUACCUCCUGCACCCACACACAACUCACUGACUUCAUCCAUUUCACCACUAACUUCCAUCCGCCACUCAAAUACACCUGGACCAUUUCUGACAUUUCCCUACCAUUUCUUGACCUCACUAUCUCCAUCACAGGGGAUAGACUCCUGAUCGACAUCCACUAUAAACCCAUGUACACCAUGGCUAUCUGGACUACACUUCUUCCCACCCUGCUUCCUGUAAGGACUCCAUCCCCUACUCCCAAUUCCUCCGUCUAUGCAGCAUCUGCACCCGCACCAGGGCAUCGGAGAUGUCCUCAUUCUUCAGGGGGUUCCCCUCCUCUAACAUAGAUGAGGCUCUCUUCUAUACCCCUUGACUUUACGCUCACUCCCCAUCCCCAUAAUAACCACUCGUAACAACCCCCUUGUCCUCUCCUUCCACCCUACCAGCCGUCACAUACAACAAAUAAUCCUCCACCAUUUUCGCCACCUCUAACGUGACCCCACCACUUGCCACAUCUUCCCAUCUCCUCCCCUGUCCACUUUCCGCAGAGACCACUCGCUUCGUAACUCCCUGGUGAAUUUGUCCCUUCCCACCCGAACCACCCCCUCUCCGGGCAUUUUCCCUUGCAACUGCAAGAAAUGCUAUAGUUGUCGCUUUACCUCCCCCUUGACUCCAUUCAAGGACCCAAGCAGUCUUUCCAGGUGCGGCAGAGGUUCACCUGCACCUCCUCCAACCUCAUCAAUUGCAUCCGCUGCUCCAGAUGUCAGCUACUCUACAUCAGUGAGACCAAGCGUAGGCUUGGCGAUCGCUUCGCAGGACACCUCUGCUCGGUUCGCAAUAACCAACCUGAUCUCCCAGUGGCUCAGCACUUCAACUCCCCCUCCCAUUCCGAAUCUGACCUUUUUGUCCUCGGCCUCCUCCCUGGCCAGAGUGAGGACCACCGUAAAUUGGAGGAGCAGCACCUCAUAUUUCGCUUGGCCAGUUUGCACCCCAGCGAUAUGAACAUUGACUUCUUUAAUUUCAGGUAGUCUUUACUUUCUCCUCCAUUUCUCAGCUCUCCCUCAGUCCACUGGCUCCAUCUCUUCUUCCCCUCUCGCCCUCAUAUCAGUCUGAAGAAGGGUUUCAGCCCGAAACGUUGCCUAUUUCCUUCGCUCCAUAGAUGCUGCCUCACCCGCUGAAUUUCUCGAGCACUUUUGUCUACCAACUAACUUGAAUGUUGGGGACAGAGGCGGAGCACAUUCAAUCAGUCUAUGAACUUCAGACUAGCCCUAGCAUGAUAUCCACGAAGUCUAUCGCCUUUCUGAAUUACAGCAAUCAUGUAAGCCCCAGAAUUUAAUUUCAGCCAUUUGGAAUCUACAUUGGCGACCACACUUCUGUCGAAUCCAGGCAAGCAUAGUGAGAACGGUCACAGCAUUUCCCCCGACAUUAUUGAAUCAAAAUAAAUCACAGGAGUUCAUACGGGCGCGAACGUAACGCGAGUGAGAAGCGUGUUGGUGCUGCCGUGUCGUGUAUAUCUGUGAUGCUCUUGGCGUGAGUGAGACUGGUCAGGAGUAACGGGAUCUGACCACAAAUAAGCAGAGAUUUGCCACGGGCAGCAAAAGUAAUCCGGGGUUUUGUUAAGACCCAACGCCAAGCCUGAUGGACUCGAAAGGAGCAGUAUCCAUGGCAAAGCAAUGACGCUGGCUUUAACUGAGCGCAUAACACGGUCGUCAGAUAGCAAUACAACUUGUACCGACACUGCUCAUAGACUGCGAGAGGGAGGGAGGCGAGGUCUGACCUACAUGAAGCUCCAACUCCCAGUUUUGUGAAUAGCUGUCUUGUCCCAGCAAUGGAUUCUGAGACCGAUUAUUAAGGAAUUACACCUCUUCCAAACUAUGUCGCCGCAACAAGAUAACAUUGGUCAGAGUCGUUCCUCUUCGCUGUCGGGGGAAACUCGAAUACCGCGCCGCGGAGGGACCGAGAAGAAGAAAAUGAAGAGUCUGGCCCAGAGACGACAAUCGGCCCCCUCUUUGGUGAUUAGCAAAGCACUUAACAGAACCAGAACAUUCUCCAGAGAAAGCUGCCAGUCUCCUGUAAGUCCGGAGCUCUGUCCUCUUGUUCAGUCCAUUACAGGACCGCACAGAACAUUCCUUAUGGAAGGACAUGUUCAGCUCAAGACUGGUCUCCAAACCCAAGACCGCCAUCUCUUCCUGUUCAAUGAUGUAUUAGUCAUAGCGAAAUCAAAAUCAGCAUCUUAUUUCAAGCUGAAAAAACAUGUGAAAGUCAGUGAGGUUUGGACGGCAUCCUACAUGGAUGGAGUGUGUGAAGGAAGUACAAAGGUAGAACAAUCCUUUGUAAUGGGCUGGCCCACCACAAAUUGUGUGGCCACGUUCAGCUCCACUGAACAGAUGGAGAAAUGGCUCUCAUGUCUCCGAAGCUGCAUUAAAGAAGAGAAAGAGAAAGAACAUCCAAAAACUAUUCCUUUGAAGAUUAUUACCCGGAAUGUGGCAAGCUGCGUAUAUUCAAAGGUCUUAACAGUGAAGAACACAGACACAGCAAAUGAUGUCGUUGCCAUGACACUACAACAAUUUGGCAUCACGGGCAAUCCUAAAGAUUAUCAACUUUGGGUCAUCUCUGGCAAAGAAGAUACUCCCUAUCCUCUUAUUGGUCAUGAAUAUCCUUUCAGCAUUAAAAUGAGGUGCAUUCAAGGUGCAAGUGGACGGACACAAGGGAUCAAGGACUCGAUCUAUCGAGAUUUCCAGACGCCGUUCGUUGUGGAGCAGCUGCCAGUGGAGAUGCAGUGCCAAUUCAUCUUGAAGCCAAGUCACCUAGCAUUGUUUCAGCAGAUGGCUGAUCCAAAUCAAAAGCAAUGCAAAAGGAAAAGAUCAAUAAUGAACUGGGCUUUCUGGCGUGGUUCUGCGACUCAUUUAGACAGCUUGCCUCUGUCCCCUACUUCCAUAACACCAGGAAGACUCUUUGGCCUUCCACUGUCAACCAUCUGUGAGAAUGACAAUUUCCCACAGCCUAUCAUGGACAUGUUCUCCUUUCUGUUUUAUGAAGGACCAUUCACCAGCGGUAUUUUCAGACGUUCAGCAAAUGCCAAGUCCUGCAAGGAGCUGAAGGAGAAGCUAAAUUCUGGAGCUGAAGUACACUUAGCCAGCGAAUCUGUGUUUGUGACUGCUGCUGUGUUCAAAGAUUUUCUUCGGAAUAUUCCCGGCAGCAUCUUUUCUUCAGACCUGUAUGACGAUUGGAUGGCAGCAAUGGAAAGGAGCAGUCAUGAAGACAAGAUAAAGGAAAUUCAAAGAUUGCUGGUCCAGCUCCCAAAACUGAAUGUCUUCCUCCUGCACUAUGUGUUUGGAGUCCUUCACAAAAUCGAGCAGCAGGCUGAGAAAAACCAAAUGAACGCCUUUAACUUGGCCGUCUGCAUCGCGCCCAGCAUCCUGUGGCCCUCCACACCCAGCAGCCCCGAAACAGAGUGCAAGUCAACAAAGAAGGUUGCCUUGUUUGUGCAGUUUUUAAUUGAAAACUGCUCCAGGAUUUUUGGAGAUAACUUCACUUCUCUCUUUGAAGCAUUAUCAUCAAAAAGGUUUGGGAGUAGAGAUGAUGGUUCAGAUCUCCAUUCAUUUCAAAUGCAUGACUCCUCUUACAACAGUCUGGAAAAUGAGCUCAAUGAUGAAACCGACUACACUCUAAUGACAAAACGAAGCCAAGAAAAUAGAAGCAGGGAUUCGGUUCUGUCCUGGAGUGACUGUGAUCUUGACCACCCCGAGGAUGAGGCAGUUAGUGUAAAGGUUCCGCCGACAAUUAAGUCAUUGCAAAUUCCUUCUGCUUGCCUGAGGGGAAGUAUGGUUUGCCAGUUCACAAAAGAUGCCCUCCUGGAAUCCAAUGGUUCGGGUUACUCGACUUGCGAGAGGUUGACAGUCCCCAGAAGACACAGGAGGAGCUCUGAACCCAAUAUAGUUCCUCCGACCUCACAGUUCGCCCAGCCACGCCAGAUUCACACCACUGUAAUCCGCAAGACUAGCUGUGAUGCCGUCCUGAGACAGACAGCCGAGGACUGCAUUGAUCAGCUACAAAUGCUGCAGAUGGGGGGGCAGAAAUUCACAAAACAAAGUGUAAGAAUGAGUGCUGAUUUGGGUGAGUCCAGAAAAGGUGGCCGUAAAUCAGAUCGAAAGGGAUCAUCGAGUGGUGGCCAACAUCGGCCACCUCCUCCCCUUAAAAUUAAUGUCUCUUCCGUAACCAGCAGUUCCCAGUCCAGUCCCUCUUCUCCAGGCACUCCACUCUCAACAUCCCCAAUGAGUUCAUGUGACAGUGUUUUUUCACACAGUGCAGAAUAUUUUGUGUUCAGUUCAAGGGAGACUCCCUCUGCAUUUUGUAAUACCACUCGGCCGCAGAAAGGCCAACUAGUGAGGCCAACUAGCCCCAGAGGCCAACUAGCUUCUGGACACCUGCUCACUGGAUAUUGUCCAGCUUCCCGCUCGGCUGCACAAGACCAACACGAGAGGUCAGCCAGUGCGACAGAGGAUAGCUCUACCUGCAUCACUGGGAAGAGCCCAGUCAAUAAAUGGAGAAAAGAAAGUGGAACUUGCACGCUGAGGAAAAGGGGGAAAGACGGAAAGCUUGACGGCAAAAGUGAUUCAUCCUGUGAAGGAAAUGGAGAGUUACCUGAAUCGGAAGGUAUGGUUCAAAAUAUGGAUAAAAGCCAAUCUGUAGAUUCUCCGUCUGAUCAGGAGGGAGCUAGGUCACCGCUGCCUAAUCUGGCUGCAAAAGAGAAAGGAUUGGUGGUCGGGCCUUUGCGACCUUUAUUUCACCCUGAUUCACAACAAUUCACAAGCAGAUCCAUUACUUGCGGUUUUCCUUUGACGAGCACCGCCAACAAGGCUUUUCCGGGACAGAGUGAGCUUUAUCAGAUUCCUCAGACUGUUUUUUAUGGGCAGAAUUCGUCGUUAUGUUCUCAGUCAAAACCAUGUCAGCAGUCAUCGCCUUCCAAGACGGGUAUAAGUUUUGGGCCAAGCACGUCCGAUGGACACUCGACUGAACGGCUUCCUUGUGCCCAUUGUGAGUAUCGCAACCCCGGCGAGAGUUCCAGCAAUGCCGGGGUGUCCGAGAAAGAGGGUGGGACGUCCCAGGGAAAGAAACUGUUCCCAUCCGAGCGCAGACCCCACACAGCCGUGUGGGAACUCAGCAGCGGGCACUCUGAGACUCUCUCCAGCAGCGCAGUGCAAGUAGUUGAGGAUUACUUUUUCCAAAAUGACUCAGAGAACUGUUUGAUAACAACACAAGAAGUGACUAGAGCUGUGAUUCAGAACAAAAAAGAGUGGCAAAAACAGUGGUGCGCCAAUCCAAAAUUGGAAGACUUUGACCAGGUGUUUUUCUCAGAAGAGUCUUAUGUGUAAUACUCUGUUGGAAAUAUUGUCAUUAUUUAUUUCCAAAACGUACUUAGAAAUGAGUUAACCUUGAGACAAUUAGCGCUAGCUUCUAAUCUUUUUAGAAUAUCGAUUUAACAGUCCAAAUAGUUGUUGACACAUUUUUGACAAAUGUCAAAGUUUGUAUUUUACAAUUGUGCUGAAUAAUACAUAUAAAUGUCCACUGAAGAGCUAAAAUGUAUCCACUUCUGAUUUAACAGAAAUAAUUUCUAUAAAUCAACUAUGAUGCUCUAAAUCUCCAAACUGCUAAACACAGGUAUCAAGGAGCUGCCCCAGCUAUUGUGCCUGGCUGACAUUAUCUGACAACAUUAAGGGUUAUCAACUGCCCUGUAUUUUAAGGUAACCAUUUAGUUAAACAUAUUCUUGAUUGUCCCAUCUGAUUUUGCCAUGGGACAUCAUUAUUUUCUUGUGGCUGAUAACAAGACUGUGUUAGCAAUUCCCUGAGUAGCCCCAGCACUAUAACACUCUUGUAAGCAUCCAAUUUAUUGCGAAUCAAGAAGCCUUAAACCAGAUAAAGAUGAGGGGAGGCCUGGAGGCAGGAAGACUUGAGUUGCUUAAUAUUUUAGUUAUCAACAUUGCAGCCUUAUCAACAUGACCUGCUUUGUUGACUGCAAGUUAUACCCUUAGUACUUCACAGCAGUAGAAUGAGAUUGACGGGGAAAAAUAGAGCAGCCAUGAGCCGUGGGCAGCGCAGUGGUACAGCUCGCAACACCAGACAACCGGGAUCGAUCCUGGCUACAGAUGCUGUCUGUCUGUGCGGAGUUUGCACAUUCUCCCUAUAACCGCGAGGGUUUUCUCUGGGUGCUCCGGUUCCCUCCCACCUUCCAAAGACAUUCAGGUUUGUAGGAUAAUUGACUUCUGUAACAAUUGCCCCUAGUGUGUAGGAUGCAAAAGUGGGAUAACAGAACUAGUGUAUGGAUGAUCGAUGGCCAGUGUGGACUUGAUGGGCCGAAGGGGCUGUUUCUACGCUGUAUUUCUAAACUAAUAACUAAACUAAAAGUACAUGUGCCCAUGGAGCUGAUUUGGUUUAUGUUAUUGUGUUUAAGAAGGAACUGCAGAU
This is a messenger RNA of Leucoraja erinaceus (little skate), 9628 nucleotides long. RefSeq names its product Rho GTPase activating protein 20 (gene arhgap20). The record is from RefSeq and is a predicted model, not a curated record. The coding region runs from base 5038 to 8538 and encodes 1166 amino acids. NCBI's taxonomy places the organism in Eukaryota, Metazoa, Chordata, Chondrichthyes, Rajiformes, Rajidae. Gene Ontology annotation, biological process: signal transduction; regulation of Rho protein signal transduction. Gene Ontology annotation, molecular function: GTPase activator activity. The transcript has 15 exons.